CAGGGCCGAGCCGGGGCGAUGAGCGGGCCGGGGGCCGCGCUGCGGGGGUACAACGCGGAGCUGCGGGAGGGGCUGGCGGAGCUCCGCGCCCGGCGGGAGGAGCUGAGCGGGCGGAUCCGGCGGGAGGAGGCGGAGCGGAGCCGGCUGCAGGGCCGCAUCUGGGCGCUGACCGAGCGGCUGGCCGGCACCAGCGAGAGCCUGGCGCGGCACCUGGCCGCCCGCGGAGAGCUCGACAGGACCAUCGCGGAGGCCGAGGCAGCCUACGGCAAGAUUCUGGAGAGUUCCCAGACACUGCUAGAUGUCCUGAAGGGAGAAAUUGAAAAUGCUGGUAAAGCCAGUGAGCCACAAAGCACUUCAAAAGAAAAACAAGCACGUGAAGAAAAGCAUUCCUAAACUUGUUCUUCAACCUGUAAAGUCCUGUUGGUCUGUGACAGCUGCUGUUCUGGUACAGGAAUGACACACAUUUAUUAAAAGUAUUUGUUUUGCAGAAGUAAA
This is a messenger RNA of Tyto alba (common barn owl), 495 nucleotides long. RefSeq names its product Sjoegren syndrome nuclear autoantigen 1-like. Gene Ontology annotation, cellular component: centrosome; ciliary basal body. Bases 19 to 393 code for a protein of 124 amino acids. The record is from RefSeq and is a predicted model, not a curated record. NCBI's taxonomy places the organism in Eukaryota, Metazoa, Chordata, Aves, Strigiformes, Tytonidae. The transcript has 3 exons.